AUGUUCAUCCCCAAGAUUCCUACCAAGGAUUCGCCUGAUUCUUUUGAAUUUUGGUGGAAAAUGGCCACCAGCGCAAUUCUAGUUCUUGCGGGGGGCGUCUUCGCUGGAUUAUCAAUUGGGCUUAUGGGGCUUGACGAACUUCAUCUUCGUGUGUUGGCCACCUCGUCAGAAGAAAAAACGGAACGGACAAAUGCACAAAUUGUGUUGAACCUCAUGCAAAGAGGCCGCCACUGGGUGCUGGUGGUGCUUCUUCUCAGUAACGUCAUUAUCAACGAGAGUUUGCCAAUCUUUCUUGAUAGCGCGGUGAGCACAUGCUCGGCAUAUGCCCCCUUUUGGCUCAGAGCAAAUAACCUUAUCGACACUCAGAUUGGAGGAGGUUUACUUGCUAUAGUAAUUUCAGCGACUGCCAUUGUUAUAUUUGGGGUUAUACCUCAAGCGGUUUGCGCGAGACACGGCCUCGCUAUCGGUGCACGAUUUGCGCCAUUUGUUCUUCUUCUAAUGUACCUCUUUGCACCCAUCGCAUAUCCAGUCGCAAAAAUUCUCGACCGUGCAUUAGGAGUUCACGAUACACACACCUACAAGAAAGCUGAAUUGAAAUCCUUUCUUCAAUUCCACCGUACUGGCAAAGAGCCUUUGCGUGAUGACGAGAUUGGCAUUCUCAAUGGCGUCCUGGAGCUCAGCAGUAAGAACGUGGAGAUGAUUAUGACCCCCAUUUGUGAUGUUGUCAUGUUGAGCUCGGAUACAAUUUUAGACCACGCCACUAUUGACGCUAUCCUCACUAGCGGCUAUUCUCGGUUUCCCGUGCACAAGCCAGGAAAUCCGUUCGCAUUUGAGGGCCUUCUUUUGAUCAAGAAGUUGCUGAUGUACGACCCCGCACGAGCACUCCCAGUCUCACACUUUCCUUUGUCCAUCUUACCUGAGGCCCUGCCAUCAAUCAACUGUUUCCAAGCACUCGACUAUUUCCAGACAGGGCGUGCGCAUUUAUUAUUGAUCAGUCGGACACCUGGUUCACAUGGCGGCGCCAUUGGUCUGAUUACUCUUGAAGAUGUUAUCGAGGAAAUUAUUUCAGAGGAAAUUGUCGAUGAAACUGAUCAGUACGAGGACAACCAAAGUAAACGGCAUGCUGAGCGUAUGAUAAAUGAUACUGUCAUGAGAGACAUUGUUGAACGGGAGAGAACUAUACUCACGCGUACAUCCACUAUUGAACCUACGCAGGUGGCUUCUGUGAAUAUUGAGACCGUGCCCCUCCUUCCUGGGUCAAGCCAGGGCGAGUAUCCUCAGGCGUAUCGUUAUGUUUACAAUUCAAUUGACGAAUCAUAA
This is a messenger RNA of Suillus discolor, 1320 nucleotides long. RefSeq lists its product as uncharacterized. The record is from RefSeq and is a predicted model, not a curated record. NCBI's taxonomy places the organism in Eukaryota, Fungi, Basidiomycota, Agaricomycetes, Boletales, Suillaceae. Gene Ontology annotation, cellular component: intracellular membrane-bounded organelle. The transcript has 15 exons. Gene Ontology annotation, biological process: magnesium ion homeostasis. The coding region runs from base 1 to 1320 and encodes 439 amino acids.